Messenger RNA from Oncorhynchus tshawytscha (Chinook salmon), 1882 nucleotides. RefSeq names its product NEDD8-activating enzyme E1 catalytic subunit. Gene Ontology annotation, molecular function: NEDD8 activating enzyme activity. The transcript is spliced from 18 exons. The coding region runs from base 81 to 1469 and encodes 462 amino acids. Gene Ontology annotation, biological process: protein neddylation. Gene Ontology annotation, cellular component: nucleus; cytoplasm. NCBI's taxonomy places the organism in Eukaryota, Metazoa, Chordata, Actinopteri, Salmoniformes, Salmonidae. The record is from RefSeq and is a predicted model, not a curated record.
AUCUCGGAUUGCAUUGUCCAUUCCACACCGGUGUCCGUGCAAUGCAUUGUGGGUAGCUAUUGGUCUUCCUGGGCACGAAAAUGGCGGAUACUGACGAGCCGGAGAAGAAAAGAAGGAGAGUAGUGGAGCUGACUGAGAAGAUGGUGGUGGAUGGGGGCAGCAGAGACGGGGGCGAAUGGGACGGACGAUGGAACCACAUCAAUACGUUUCUGGAAAGACCAGGACCUUUCACUCACCCUGACUUUGAGCCGAGCACAGAGUCGCUCCAGUUUUUGUUAGACACCUGCAAAAUACUUGUUAUUGGAGCAGGUGGCCUUGGAUGUGAACUUCUCAAAGAUCUGGCCUUGUCAGGUUUUCGUCACAUACACGUUGUUGACAUGGAUACCAUUGACGUUUCCAACCUCAACAGACAGUUCCUCUUUAGGCUAAAGGAUGUGGGUCGGCCAAAGGCAGACAUUGCAGCGGAUUUUAUCAAUGGACGCAUUCCAGGAUGCAACGUGGUCCCCCAUUUCAAGAAAAUACAAGACUUUGAUGAGUCGUUUUAUAGACAAUUCCACAUAAUAGUUUGUGGACUCGACUCCAUAAUCGCCAGGAGAUGGAUGAAUGGCAUGUUGCUGUCUCUGCUGGUUUAUGAAGACGGGGUGCUGGACCCCAGCUCCAUCAUCCCGCUGAUUGACGGGGGGACAGAGGGCUUCAAGGGAAACGCUCGGGUCAUCUUCCCUGGCAUGACUGCCUGCAUCGACUGCACCCUGGAGCUCUACCCACCACAGAUUAACUUCCCCAUGUGUACGAUAGCCUCCAUGCCCCGGUUACCAGAACAUUGUGUUGAGUAUGUCCGCAUGCUGCUGUGGCCUAAAGAGAAACCCUUCGGAGAUGGUGUGGGGCUGGAUGCAGAUGACCCGGAGCACAUCCAGUGGGUGUACCAGAAGUCUCAGGAGCGGGCAGCAGAGUUCAGUAUCACAGGAGUCACCUACAGACUCACCCAGGGUGUUGUAAAGAGGAUCAUCCCGGCUGUGGCGUCCACAAAUGCAGUCAUUGCUGCUGCUUGUGCCACGGAGGUCUUCAAAAUAGCAUCAAGUGCCUACAUUCCUCUGAACAACUACAUGGUGUUCAAUGACGUUGAUGGUCUGUAUACCUAUACGUUUGAGGCAGAGCGAAAGGAGAACUGUUCAUCCUGCAGCCAAGUCCCCCAGGACCUGCACUUCUCUCCGUCAGCCAAGCUCCAGGAGGUGGUCGAUUACCUGACUGAAAACGCUUCUCUACAAAUGAAAUCUCCAGCCAUCACUGCGACAUUGGAAGGAAAAAAUAAAACAUUGUAUUUGCAGACUGUCGCGUCAAUUGAACAGAGGACACGCCCCAAUCUGAGCAAGUCACUGAAAGAGCUGGGUCUGUUAGAUGGGCAGGAGCUGGCCGUAGCUGAUGUCACCACUCCCCAGACUCUGCUCUUCAAACUCAGCUUUACCUCUUAGGACCAGCAUGUUUUCCCCAACAUCAAACACCAGACGUCUUUGUUAUUACUUUUCUAACAGAGUACCGGGUAUUUGAAACGGCAAAUAAACUAGAAGUUUUACAGUGUAUUUAAGUGAAUAUGUAAAUAAAUGUAUUUCAUAUCCAGUUCUCUGACAUACUUGUAGACUCAGGUCUAUGAAUGCAUUUGGUUGUCAUAUUUUAUCAUAUCUGCAACUGUUUGUGAUGCAUUUGCGUUAUAUGCACUGCAACCUCUCAAGCUCUCUUACACUGGAGAAAAAAACAGUACCAUAUUUAAAUUGAUUUCUCUUACAGUUUCUUGUGAGUUUAAUUUAUUUUAAUUUCGUUGCAGUAACUCCUUCAUGGGGUUUUGCACACCCAGACACAACCGGAAUAAAUGUUUUCCUGUACAAUA